Molecule: messenger RNA, 3015 nt
Organism: Corylus avellana
Lineage: Eukaryota; Viridiplantae; Streptophyta; Magnoliopsida; Fagales; Betulaceae
Source: RefSeq, a predicted model, not a curated record
AUGAAAACUUUAUUAAAUCUUGGAAAAGGUGAUGUUCACAUUGUAGGCAUCUAUGGCAUGGGUGGAAUCGGAAAAACAACCUUAGCUAAAGCUGUUUAUAACCAAAUAUAUAAUGGGUUUGAAGGAAGCAGUUGUCUUUUAAAUAUUAAAGAAAUUUCAGAACAACCUAAUGGUUUAGUUCAGUUACAAGAACAACUUCUUUCUGAAGUCUUAAAAUCCAAGAACUUGAAGAUUGCCAAUGUUGAUAAAGGAAUCAAUUUGAUUAAGGAAAGAUUUCGUUGUAAAAGAGUUCUUGUUAUUCUUGAUGAUGUGGAUAACUUGAAACAACUCAAUUCAUUAGCUGGAAGCUCUGAAUGGUUUGGUCCAGGAAGUAGAGUCAUUUUAACAACUCGAGAUGAACAUUUGCUAACUGAACUUGGAGUACAUGAAAAAUAUAAGGUCAAGGAAUUGAAUCGUGAGGAAUCUCUUCAACUUUUUAGCUGGCAUGCCUUUAGGAUGGCUCAUCCAAAAGAAGAUUACCAAAAGCUUUCAAUUAGUGUAGUUAAUUAUGUGAGAGGGCUUCCAUUAGCUCUUGAAAUUUUGGGCUCCUAUCUAUCUGGAAGAAGCACUAUAGAAUGGAAAAAUGCAUUGGAAAAACUAAAAAAAUAUCCUCAUGACCAGAUUCAAAAAACAUUUAGAAUGAGCUUUGAUUCACUAGAUGAUGAUACCGUGAAGGACACAUUCCUUGAUAUUGCGUGUUUCUUUGUUGGUAUGGAUAAAGAUUAUGCCAUCAAAAUAUUUGAUGGUUGUGGUUUCUUUCCUGAAAUUGGUAUUAAUAUUCUCAUUCAAAGGUCUCUUGUCACUAUCAUUGGCAAUGGGUUGUGGAUGCAUAAUCUAAUUCGAGAUAUGGGAAGGGAGAUUGUUCGUGAAAGAUCAUCCAACGAUCUAAGAAAACGUAGUAGAUUGUGGUGUCAUGAGGAUGUCUUACACGUGGUUAACAAACAAAUGGGAUCAGAAGCAGUUGAGGGUCUCAUUCUAAAUCCAUCUAAACUUGAAGAUGUACAUAUUAAAAUUGAAGCAUUUGCAAAGAUGAAAAAUUUGAGAUUGCUGCAAAUCAAUGGUGCAAAUCUCACAAGAUGCUAUGGACAUCUUUUUGAAGGGUUAAGAUGGCUUUGUUGGCAUAGGUGUCGUUUAAAAUUUCUCCCAUCAAAUUUUCAUUUAGAGAACCUUGUUAUCCUUGACAUGCAAGAUAGUAAUGUCAAACAAGUCUGGAAGGAGAUCAAAAUACUCAAUAGGUUGAAAGUCCUUAAUCUAAAAAAUUCCAAAUUUCUCACCAAGACUCCAAACUUCUUACAAUUCCCAAUUCUGGAGAUACUGAUACUUGAAGGUUGCACAAGUUUAGUUGAGCUUCAUGAGUCCAUUGGAAAUCUAGAAAGACUUGUUUUGCUAAAUUUAGCAGGAUGCCAUAACUUAAGGAAUCUUCCGGGAAGUACUUCUAACUUAAAAUCUCUUCAAAUUCUUAACUUGUCUGGCUGCUUAAAACUUGAUAAGCUACCAGAGCAAUUGGAGAAUAUGAUAGCUCUAACGAAAUUGCAUGCGGACAGAACUGCUAUUAUGCAACUCCCUGCCUCCAUUGGUCUUUUGAAGAAUCUCGAAACUGUGUCAUUAUCAGGAUGUGAAGGACAAUCUUCAAAAUCUUGGUUAUCGCGUUUCUCAUCGUGGAUAUCACCAAAAAGCUCCAUUCCCACACAUUUCCUCCCAGCUUCCAUUUCUGGACUAUGCUCUUUGAGAAGGCUAGAUCUCUACGAUUGCAAUCUGUCUGAAGAUGGGUUUCCAAUUGAUCUUGGAUGUUUGUCUUCACUCGAGGAAUUGGAUAUAGGAAGAAACAAUUUCCUUAAUCUACCUCAUUGCAUCGGUCGCCUUCCUAAGUUAACUACAUUGAUGUUAAGUGAGUGCGCGAGUCUUCAAUCAAUUUUAGAACUCCCCGCAAGUUUAUGGAUUUUAGAUGCAAGUGGCUGCACAUCAAUAGAAACACUCCCAAAUCUGUCGAACCUGAAAAGUUCGCCUCAUCUUUACUUAGCAAAAUGUCAGAAAUCGGUUGAGAUUCAGAAAUUGGUUGAGAUUCAGAAAUUGGAGAGUUUGGAAAUUACAGCAAUAAUUCACCUGGAAUAUUGCAACAAUCUAGCAUUUAAUUUUAGGAGGAGUCUUCUUUCGCAGUUCCUGUCCAAGCGUGACAAGGAUCAAGGCAUUUUCCUCCAGGUUCCAAAUCUUCGCUUGUGCCCUGAAAGGCACAAGCGAAAGGCACCGAGACACCGACAGAACUAUCUCGACGAAAGGCACCGGGACAUCAAGUUGUUCGUGUUAGUGAUAUUCCUGCUCUUGGUCACUUCAGUGGUGCUCAAGUCAGUGCAGCAACAAUUCUUGACAUUGCUAAUGAGAUAAAGUCCAAGACAAGAGGUCCUACCGCAUGUGCUGUGAGAUAAAGUCCAAUCUAGAAGUAGCGAAGCAAAAUGAUGAGGUGAUUAUAUCCGAAUAUGAUGUUGAACCCCAUAUCAUUCUGGUCUUCAAAGUUCUCUGAUUGCUUUGCUUUCCCACCUCAAGUUCUUGCUUUGUUUUCACUGUUGAGGUGUGAAAAAGAAUAAUGUGUUUGAUAAAAUGUGUGAGAAAAACUGAAAUUUUAAAUUCUAUUCUAAUGAUGCUGAAAUUGGAACAAACCUUUGGGUGGAAAUGGAGUGGAAAAGAUCUUGUCUGUGAUGAGAUCCUUUCUUUUUAUGAAGCUGGCUGCUGAAGACCGCUUGAGCAGAAUAUAGACUCUACAUUGUAUUUUUUUUUUCCGACUCAACUUCUAUGAAAAGGUUCCUACCAAGACACUGAGCCCUUUCCUUACUUUUUGGGAUAUAAAUUAAAAUUUUGGUGUGUCUGUUAAAAGAAUUCUAUCUAUGAUUCUCGAUGAUUUUCAAUGUAUGAUGCCUAGAUAUAUAUGUUUAGAAGGUAUAAUCUGUUCAAAAUCUCCUGUAUUCUUUCAGUGAUUCUGAA